GGUUGAUAUCCUCCCGAGUUGUUAGUACAGUGCGCGGGCGCUGGUACAGUGCGUUUACCGCUCACUGCACACUGGCCGCCCCGUAGACAAAGGUUGCCCCGCCUUGUAGGCCCAGCUCAAUGAGAGCCCCGCCAUCGAGCAAGGUACGUCGCCUCCAGCCUCUCCUCGUCAUUUUUGCGCCGACGCGUCCUAGCCCUGUUCCAUUCCCUUCUUUUCUGCUUGCACCGUGAACCAUUGCGAAAGCAUCGCACUGCGCAACGUCCGGGGUGCUACAGGGAGGGACUCGUCUGAGUCUGCGGUUGCGUUUCGUCCGUUACAAUGGCUACGUUGGGACUGGACGACGAUGAGCUCAAGGCGCUCGAGCAGACGCUGGCCAGGCUGGCACAGCUGUCGAGCAGCAUCCAGAGCUUGAAAAUGGACCUCAUCAAGAGCAACCCUCUGCCGCCUCCAUCCUCCCUUCAGGCAUCGGCCCAGAUCCUGCAGCGCAACCUACAGACCGUCCUCGAUAGCCUGAGCGAGAACUCGGACAUCUUGACUCGUAUGGCCAUUCAUCCCUCGACCAACUACCCCGGCCGCACGCAGGAGAACGUCCUGACGCAGCUGCUCCGCAAGAAGCUCGAGCCGGACGUCGAGGAGCUCGUCGCCGACGGUCGCGACACUGCCCGUCUCGCCACCCCGGCCGGUAUCGAGGAUCUGCAGGACAUCUGGCACGAGCUGCGCGAGUGGACCCACGGUCGCAUCGCCGAGUACGUCCGUGACGAGGCCGGUGACGUGUACACGGCCGAGGAGCGCGCCGCCGGUACGGAGAGCGUGCGGACGGGCCUGCGCCGGGAUGUGGAGGAUGAGGACGACAGCGACGACGAGGAAGACGACAAUGCAGGCGGUGAGGGCGAGUCUGCCGCCGCGCAGCUGGCCAGGGGCCCCGAGCCGGAGACAAUGCUGUGGUUCGCGGCCAGGGGAGACUUUGAGGUGCCGCGGAACGUCGAGUAUGAGCGCAAGGUGGGCGUCAAGAAGGGUCUAGAAGGCGUCAACAUCCCCCCCGAGCCGAUGCAGGGCGUCGGUUUUUCGUAGGAUGGCCGGCUACGCACCCGACGUCGGUCGAGCAUCGAGAACGUCACGAAGAAUGGCAAAAGGGGGUGGCUAGCGGUCCGGACCGAGGAUGCUCUAGGGCUAGAGCUAAGCUGGGAAGUUGUUUGAGGCCUACAUAUUGUACAUGAUACCAUGAGACUGCGACAAAGGCUGUCCGCAGCAAUACGUUUACGAUAUGGGGAUAUUGGGUAAUCUGUUCUGAGACCUAAUGAUGGCGCACUGCCACGAAUCUUAUCCCACGAAUCUUGCUCUCAAUUUUGUAUUAUGUCCUCCCAGCAACCUUUCAGCUUCGACUACGA
Ilyonectria robusta is the source of this 1388-nucleotide messenger RNA. RefSeq names its product putative RNA polymerase II mediator complex component Med8. The transcript has 2 exons. Bases 319 to 1071 code for a protein of 250 amino acids. Gene Ontology annotation, biological process: regulation of transcription by RNA polymerase II. Gene Ontology annotation, molecular function: RNA polymerase II cis-regulatory region sequence-specific DNA binding; transcription coregulator activity. Gene Ontology annotation, cellular component: mediator complex; core mediator complex. The record is from RefSeq and is a predicted model, not a curated record. NCBI's taxonomy places the organism in Eukaryota, Fungi, Ascomycota, Sordariomycetes, Hypocreales, Nectriaceae.